Molecule: messenger RNA, 309 nt
Organism: Helobdella robusta
Lineage: Eukaryota; Metazoa; Annelida; Clitellata; Rhynchobdellida; Glossiphoniidae
Exons: 1
Biological process (GO): 7-methylguanosine mRNA capping
Molecular function (GO): mRNA guanylyltransferase activity
Source: RefSeq, a predicted model, not a curated record
GUUUCAGAAAGAUGGAAGAACUGUAUCGCCAUUGGCAAACAGCUCAGCGGAACAAGGUUCAUAUCGUUCAAAACGCCACUAGACGACGAGUACUUCACUCAUCAUCUGCCACCAAAUCUGGCCCCAUUCACGCCAAAUUUGUUGGUUGAUGAAGUCAAAAGGCAGAACUUCAGUUUGGGAUUGCUUAUUGAUUUAAUCAAGGGAAAAAAUUAUUACAAUGAGAGAUCGCUAACAAAUUUUGGGAUAGAAUACAAAAAGAUUUACAUUUGUGGAUGUAAGUUAUCAGACGCCAGGCUCGUUCGAGAAUUU